AUGUGUAAGACCCCGGCCAUAGCGGAUAUUGUGAUCCUGGUGGACGGAUCAUGGAGUAUCGGACGGAUAAACUUCCGUCUGGUCCGCAUGUUCCUGGAGAAUCUGGUUAGCGCCUUCCAUGUGGAGUUUGACAAGACACGGAUAGGUCUGGCCCAGUAUAGUGGUGACCCCAGGAUUGAGUGGCACCUGAACACUUUCACCACCAAAGAAGCAGUCAUCGACGCUGUGAAGAACCUUCCCUACAAAGGAGGGAACACACUGACGGGUCUUGCAUUGACGUACAUCCUUGAGAACAGUUACAAACCCGAGUCCGGAUCCAGGGCCGGCGUUCCCAAAAUUGGAAUCCUGAUCACAGAUGGGAAGUCUCAAGACGAUGUCCAACCCCCGGCGCGGAGUCUGAGAGAGGCGGGAAUAGAGCUGUUUGCCAUUGGUGUGAAGAACGCCGACGAGAAAGAGCUGAAGGCCAUUGGCUCGCCUCCAGAGGAGACGCACGUCUACAACGUGGCUGACUUCAGCGCCAUGAGCUCCAUCGUGGAGGGUCUGACCAGGACCGUCUGUGACCGGGUCGAACAGCUCGACAAGGCCAUCAAAGGUGAGCCAGAUUCAAGUAGUAGAUUCGAGUAG
Salvelinus namaycush (lake trout) is the source of this 624-nucleotide messenger RNA. Its product is annotated as collagen alpha-1(XIV) chain-like. The record is from RefSeq and is a predicted model, not a curated record. Bases 1 to 624 code for a protein of 207 amino acids. Gene Ontology annotation, cellular component: interstitial matrix. The transcript has 4 exons. NCBI's taxonomy places the organism in Eukaryota, Metazoa, Chordata, Actinopteri, Salmoniformes, Salmonidae.